Messenger RNA from Staurois parvus, 591 nucleotides. NCBI's taxonomy places the organism in Eukaryota, Metazoa, Chordata, Amphibia, Anura, Ranidae. The record is from the annotation of a GenBank genome assembly.
AUGGCAGAGAACUCAUCCACCGCACCAGCCGCAAAGCCCAAGAGAUCCAGGUCAACCAAGAAGUCCACCGACCACCCAAAGUACUCGGACAUGAUCGUGGCUGCGGUCCAGGCGGAGAAGAGUCGGUCUGGUUCGUCACGCCAGUCUAUCCAAAAGUACAUUAAGAAUCACUACAAGGUGGGGGACAAUGCUGACUCCCAGAUCAAGUUAUCCAUCAAGAGGCUGGUGACCUCUGGCACCCUCAAGCAGACCAAGGGUGUGGGGGCUUCUGGAUCCUUCAGGUUGGCCAAGUCUGAGGAACCUAAGAAACCAACUAAGAAGCCCAAGAAGGAGGUCAAGAAAUCGGUAACUCCCAAAAAAGCAGCAAAGCCGAAAAAGGCGGCCAAGUCUCCAGCCAAAGCCAAGAAGCCCAAAGUGGUGGAGAAGAAAGCAAAGAAGGUGACAAAGAAAAAACCGGCACCCUCACCUAAAAAAGUCAAAAAGACAAAGACUGUCAAAGCCAAACCCGUCAAAGUAUCCAAGGUGAAGAAGGCAAAGCCAUCCAAGCCCAAGGCAAAGGCCAGUCCAAAGAAAUCUGGGAGGAAGAAGUGA